AUGCCAAAUCCGCAGCCACUCUCGUACCAGUCCGGCUCUUACGACAACCCGCCUUCGUCUGAAACAUCCACACCACGAACUCGACGUGAAGGUUUACAUCGAGCAAUCCGCAACACCAGUUUCCUCGCCCGCGAGGCAGGCAACAACAGCAUGUCUGACCAGGACCGCCGACCACGAUCUACUCUCCUCAGCCCUAUCAACCGCCGUCGAUAUCGAUCUCCGAGCAACGCAUGGGAGUCGCCGAGGGAUACACCCGAGACAUCCGACUCGGCCCAAGGACGACGUUCGAAACGUAGGAAGCUUGACGGGGAGGACGGUGCAGUAACGUCGACACCUGCCAUCAAGUAUGGUCACUUUGGGCAGGUCGAGCCGGGGACAUUGAAGCUGGAUCUGAUCAGCUGUGACGGCGGCGAGCAUGUCGACCCACGAAGUCCGGGACUAUAUCUGGGCGUCAAGAAUGUGCUGCAGCACAAUAAGAGCGUGUACUGCUCGGAACGACCAACUGCGAACAUUAUUCUCAAGCAUGCGGAUGACACCGUUUUUGAUCUAGAGAAACUACAUAUCGUUGCACCGGAGCAUGGCUUUACGGCGCCCGUCCGAGAAGGCCUCGUCUACGUCGCAAUGACACUCAAGGAUCUAGAGCCGUAUCUUGAACCACCGCCACAUGCUCGACGAGCAGCACCACAGCGGUAUCCCUCGCCUCGAAGACAACGUCGGUACAUGAAUACCCUCCGUCAAUCCCCGGAACGACUUACACUCUCCGACGCACUUCGUGACCCUCACAUAGACGCCGCACUCGGCCGACGAGGAACAGACUACGCACGAGCCGCAGACUCAGCCCACGACCUCGCCCAAGCAGAAGAGACCUACUACGGCACCGACUUCGGCUUCGGCCGCGAAGAAGCAGAAGCCCACUGCGAGAUCCCCUCUCUCGACAACACCACCGCCACCGAACCCAACUCUAACAUCAUCCUCGGCCACGACGACGAUGACGACUCCCCAUCCCCCAUAACAAUCCUCAGCGACGAAGACGCCGGCCCCGAAGAAAUCUCCAGCCAAGAAGUCCUCGACUUCCGCCAAUCCCGCCUCCGGCUAAUGCGACGACGCCACGAGCUCGAACUCCUCGACCGCGAAGAAGAGCGUUGGACUGCAGGAUUUCCUCCUCCACCGCCGCCACCACACCGGAAUGAUGCGCUCCGUGAGGAGAGCGCCGCUGCGGGUGGAAGAAGGACUAAUAUGCCUGCCCUCCGAGCCCGAGCCCAAGAACUAUGGGAGCGACAUACGACUGGCCGACGAGGAGGUGACCCGCACCCUGAAUCUCCGGCCCACGAUCUCGUCUCCAGCAACGCAAACGGCUACACCACCACCUCCCUCCCAGCCACCCACAUGUCCACCACAGAAUCCCGCACCCACCAUCCCAGCAGACCCCGAACCGAAAUCAAAGACCCCAACGUCACACACGCCCACUUCUCCAUCAAACCGGGCAAACAUAAAGUCACCCUUCACUUCGACCCGGGAGUCUCCGGGCAAUUUAUUUUAGUGCGAGUCUGGGCUGAUGGAGGACCGGCAGGGUUUGUUGGUGGAUUUGGUGGUUGUGGUGGUGGGAGGAGUAGGAAUGUGGAUGUGCAGAGCAUCAUUGCUAAGGGGUUUGGGGGGUGUAAAUUUUUCCCGGCGAGGGGGGUGAGGUGA
Molecule: messenger RNA, 1689 nt
Organism: Recurvomyces mirabilis
Lineage: Eukaryota; Fungi; Ascomycota; Dothideomycetes; Mycosphaerellales; Teratosphaeriaceae
Exons: 3
Coding region: 1-1689 (562 amino acids)
Source: RefSeq, a predicted model, not a curated record